Molecule: messenger RNA, 2384 nt
Organism: Aethalodelphis obliquidens (Pacific white-sided dolphin)
Lineage: Eukaryota; Metazoa; Chordata; Mammalia; Artiodactyla; Delphinidae
Gene: ACTR6
Product: actin related protein 6
Exons: 11
Coding region: 82-1272 (396 amino acids)
Source: RefSeq, a predicted model, not a curated record
UCCGUGGGUGCCACCAUAGAGUGCCGGAAAAAGCGUGAGCAGAAGGGUCGGGAAAAGAAAGCAACUGCGGUUAGUACUAAAAUGACGACCUUAGUGCUGGAUAACGGAGCCUACAACGCCAAAAUCGGUUACAGCCAUGAAAAUGUGUCAGUUAUUCCUAACUGUCAGUUCAGGUCAAAAACGGCACGUCUUAAAACUUUUACUGCCAACCAGAUAGAUGAAAUAAAGGAUCCUUCUGGACUCUUUUAUAUUCUUCCUUUUCAAAAGGGCUACUUGGUGAAUUGGGAUGUUCAAAGACAAGUCUGGGAUUACCUUUUUGGAAAAGAAAUGUAUCAGGUUGAUUUUUUAGACACUAAUAUUAUUAUCACAGAACCAUAUUUUAACUUCACUUCAAUUCAAGAGUCAAUGAAUGAAAUCUUAUUUGAAGAAUACCAGUUUCAAGCAGUAUUAAGAGUAAAUGCUGGGGCUCUCAGUGCACAUAGGUAUUUCCGAGAUAAUCCUUCUGAAUUAUGCUGUAUCAUUGUAGAUAGUGGAUAUUCCUUUACACAUAUAGUUCCUUAUUGUAGAAGUAAAAAGAAAAAAGAAGCAAUUAUUCGGAUAAAUGUGGGAGGAAAACUCCUAACCAAUCAUCUAAAAGAGAUUAUAUCUUACAGGCAGUUACAUGUUAUGGACGAAACACAUGUGAUUAAUCAAGUGAAAGAAGAUGUAUGCUAUGUGUCUCAGGAUUUUUAUAGAGACAUGGAUAUUGCCAAGUUGAAAGGAGAAGAAAAUACAGUAAUGGUAGACUAUGUUUUGCCUGACUUUAGUACAAUUAAAAAGGGCUUUUGUAAGCCAAGAGAAGAAAUGGUGUUAAGUGGAAAAUAUAAAUCUGGGGAACAAAUUCUUCGUCUGGCCAAUGAGAGAUUUGCUGUUCCAGAAAUACUCUUUAAUCCUUCUGAUAUAGGAAUUCAAGAAAUGGGAAUUCCAGAAGCUAUUGUCUAUUCAAUUCAGAACUUACCUGAAGAAAUGCAGCCGCAUUUUUUUAAGAACAUUGUUUUGACGGGAGGAAAUUCCCUUUUCCCGGGAUUUAGGGAUCGGGUUUACUCGGAAGUUCGAUGUCUCACUCCGACAGAUUAUGAUGUUUCUGUUGUGCUGCCUGAAAACCCUAUUACUUAUGCCUGGGAAGGUGGAAAAUUGAUAUCGGAGAAUGAUGAUUUUGAAGAUAUGGUGGUAACAAGAGAAGAUUAUGAAGAAAAUGGACACAGCGUCUGUGAAGAGAAAUUUGAUAUUUAAGAAACGUUUCUGAAAGUUUUGACUGUGACAAAGGUUUAAUUUUCAAUGUUCUUUUUAAAGGAAGUUAAAGACCUGUGUUAACUUUCAUCCUAAGAUAAGAUAACAUCUUGAACUUAUGUAAAUACUUUGAUCCAUGGCUGAUUUUCAAAGGUUUCUUACCUAGGUUAGUAAGUAAACUGUAACUCAGCCCAAAUUUUCAUUUAGGAGCUAGACUUACUAUAACAAUGCUUAUGCUGUUUCCGAGACUAAGUUAUCUUUCAUUAGAAGAUGAAAGAGUGAGUGUAUUUUAAUUCUUUAUAGCUAAAAGCACAAACUUAACUGUCUCACUGGUCAGGUUUCCUUAGAAGGUAGUUUUGUGUGACUGACUAGGAAUUGGCCAGAGUAUUUUCAGGCUGAUAUGAUUUCUCUCUUUCUUCUAGAGCGAAGUAUUUUAUCUUUUAAUUGUCAUUUUUAUUUGUAUAUACUAAAGUUAGAAAAACUAAUCUAUGUGUAUGUAAUGUUUAUUUUUUACUUAGCCUAAGUUUGAAAGGAUGAAGACCAAAGCCAAUUUGUUAAAGUGUUUUUGGUCAGUACUGUGUUGCAGAAAUGUAUUAUUUCACUCAUAAAAAUACUAUACCAUUUUUUAGGAUGAAAUUCUUGUGUCAUUGGGCUCAUGAAUCAAAUUCCUGCCAAUCUCUUUACCUUAGCUUGGAUCAUGUGCCUACCCCAUGGCUUCAUGGAUUUUAACAGCCCUACUAAGAUAGCCUAGAGUGAAAGAAGGUAGUUUCCCAAAGGAAAAUUAAGGUGAAGAGACAGAUGCUGGGCAGGGUGAAAGACCUGUCCACUACAAUUAUAUUUGGAUUAUAGCGACUUAAUGAUUUUUUGACUUUACAAUGGUGUGAACGCAAUAUGCACUCAUUAGAAACUGUUCUUCAGAUUUUGCACUUUAAUAUUUUCCUGGGCUAGCGAUAUUUGGUAUGUUUCUCUCUUGUGAUGCUGGGCAGCGGCAGUGAGCCACAGGUCCCAGUCAGGGUAAACAACCAAUAUGCUUACAACCAUUCUGUACCCACCAACCAUUCUGUUUUUCACUUUCAGCACAAUAUUCAAUAAAUUAUGAAAUAUUCCACACUUAA